AUGGGAACAAAGAGAAGAGAAACGCGACAUGACAGUGGGAAGAAAAAGAAGGAAAAUGGAAGCUGGGAGAUUCGACGAGGGAGGGGCCCCGAACCGGGCCAGGUAGGGGGGCCUGAACUAUCGGGACGCCGGAACAGCUCCUGUGAUGCGCCUGGGGUCGAGCAGCAGGGCUUCCCGGGCCGGCUGGGAAGAUCGGAGCGAGGCGCGCCGCAAGAACUCCGGAUGGUCGCACGAAGAGUGAGGACGGAGGUUUUUGCGAGACGCAAGUACUCGUACCCAAGUAUGGAGGAGCUGCAAGCUGGCUGGUAUGAGUACAUUGGAGUCCCUAUCGCGCACACAGACUUUACAGACUUGGAGCCAAAAAGCGAGCGUGGGAUUGGUGCCGGGUACUUCGCACGCAGGUGCCCUGUACCUUGGUAUCUAAGGUACUCCCGCAUUGGGUACUUUGGGGCUAGCUGGGAACAUGUUCCGGCUGCCGUGACCUUUUAUCGCGAUGCCACGCCUCUAAACCCAGCACGGCCGCUAACAACGGAGCUCUAG
This is a messenger RNA of Trichoderma aggressivum f. europaeum, 540 nucleotides long. RefSeq lists its product as uncharacterized. The transcript has 2 exons. Lineage: Eukaryota; Fungi; Ascomycota; Sordariomycetes; Hypocreales; Hypocreaceae. Bases 1 to 540 code for a protein of 179 amino acids. The record is from RefSeq and is a predicted model, not a curated record.